Molecule: messenger RNA, 6933 nt
Organism: Mauremys mutica (yellowpond turtle)
Lineage: Eukaryota; Metazoa; Chordata; Testudines; Geoemydidae
Product: voltage-dependent T-type calcium channel subunit alpha-1G-like
Exons: 34
Coding region: 20-6673 (2217 amino acids)
Biological process (GO): calcium ion transmembrane transport; membrane depolarization during action potential; calcium ion import
Cellular component (GO): voltage-gated sodium channel complex; neuron projection; plasma membrane
Molecular function (GO): voltage-gated sodium channel activity; low voltage-gated calcium channel activity
Source: RefSeq, a predicted model, not a curated record
CUGGUUCGAAAGGCUCAGCAUGCUGGUGAUUCUCCUCAACUGUGUGACGUUGGGCAUGUUCCACCCCUGUGAAGACAUGGCCUGUGAUUCCCCGCGCUGCAGGAUUCUCCAGAGCUUUGAUGACUUCAUCUUUGCCUUCUUCGCUGUGGAGAUGAUAGUCAAGAUGAUUGCACUAGGGAUUUUCGGGAAGAAGUGCUACCUGGGAGAUACAUGGAAUCGCCUGGAUUUUUUCAUUGUCAUAGCCGGCAUGCUGGAAUACUCCCUGGACUUGCAGAAUGUCAGUUUCUCAGCUGUUCGGACUGUCCGAGUACUUCGGCCACUCAGAGCCAUUAACAGAGUUCCCAGUAUGCGCAUCCUGGUCACGCUGCUCUUGGACACACUGCCCAUGCUGGGGAACGUCCUCCUCCUCUGUUUCUUUGUGUUCUUUAUCUUUGGCAUCGUGGGAGUCCAGCUGUGGGCAGGGUUGCUCAGGAACCGCUGCUUCCUACCUGAGAACUUCAGUCUGCCCUACACGGUAGAGUUGGAAAGAUACUAUCAGACAGAGAAUGAGGAUGAAAAUCCCUUCAUCUGCUCCCAGCCUCGGGAGAAUGGAAUGCGUUACUGCCGCAGUAUCCCGACACGGAGGGAAGAAGGCCUGGAGUGCACCCUGGACUUUUACGCCUAUAACGACACCACUAACACCUCCUGCGUCAAUUGGAACCAGUAUUACACCAACUGUUCUGCUGGGGAGCACAACCCCUUCAAAGGAGCAAUCAACUUUGACAACAUCGGAUAUGCAUGGAUCGCAAUAUUUCAGGUCAUCACGCUGGAGGGCUGGGUGGACAUCAUGUACUUCGUCAUGGAUGCUCACUCCUUCUACAAUUUCAUCUACUUCAUCCUUCUGAUCAUCGUGGGCUCCUUCUUCAUGAUCAACCUCUGCCUAGUGGUCAUCGCCACCCAGUUCUCUGAAACUAAGCAGCGAGAGAGCCAGCUGAUGAAAGAGCAGCGGGUCCGCUACCUAUCCAAUGCCAGCACGUUGGCCAGUUUUUCGGAGCCGGGUAGCUGCUAUGAUGAACUUCUCAAAUAUCUGGUUUACGUUGCCCGUAAGGCCAGCAAACAGCUGGUCAAAGGCUAUAGAGAGGCAGGGUUCAAAAUGGGUCUCCUCUCCAGCCCGAGGAAUAAGAGUGGGGCCGAGAGGCAGCCAUGCAGACAUCGGCAGAGGAAAAGGUCAUCAGUGCACCAUCUGAUUCACCACCACCACCACCAUCACCACCACUACCACCUGGGUAAUGGGAACCUGCGGGCACCACGCGCCAGCCCUGAGAUCAGCGAUGUGGAAACCAGCUCACUCCACAAUGGCACCAACAGGCUCAUGCUCCCUCCCACAACAUCUAAUCCCCAUCCUGCCCCUAACGCUGCUGCCAGCAACACAGAGUCCGUGCACAGCAUCUACCAUGCAGAUUGCCACUUUGAGCCCAUCCACUGCAGGUCAUCCCUCCCUCAGCCUGGCUUGAGUUUACCAAGCCCAGAGGGGCUCCCCAAGAAUGUGGUUGGCAGGAAGGUCUAUCCCACCGUACACCCAAGCACCUCCCAUGAGAUGCUGAAAGAGAAAAACGUGGCAGAUUCUACAGUGAACCCUGGGGCCAGCAUGCUAACCAACCUUAAUAUCCCUCCUGGGCCGUACAGCACCAUGCACAAGCUCCUGGAGACCCAGAGUACUGGUGCCUGUCAAAGUUCUUGCAAGAUUUCUAGCCAGUGUGGGAAACUGGACAGUGGUUCCUGCAACCCAGACAGCUGCCCCUACUGCAUCAAGACUCUGGCUCGUGACCUGGAGCUCACGGACAAUGAGACGGCGGACUCGGACAGCGAGGGGGUGUAUGAAUUCACCCAGGAUGCCCACUACAGCGACCAGAGGGACCCUCAGCGAGGGAAAACCAGGGGCAGGAAAACCAGCCAAAUCCUGGCUUUCUGGAAAGUGGUUUGUGAGACGUUCCGGAAGAUCGUGGACAGCAAGUACUUUGGCCGGGGGAUCAUGAUUGCCAUUCUGAUCAACACCCUAAGCAUGGGGAUUGAAUACCAUGAGCAGCCUGAGGAACUCACCAAUGCCUUGGAGAUCAGCAAUAUUGUCUUCACAAGCCUCUUUGCCCUGGAGAUGCUGCUGAAAGUCCUCGUGUAUGGUCCAUUUGGCUACAUCAAAAAUCCAUACAACAUCUUUGAUGGGAUCAUUGUCGUGAUCAGCGUCUGGGAGAUAGUGGGACAGCAAGGCGGGGGUCUGUCAGUUCUGCGGACGUUCCGUCUCAUGCGAGUCCUGAAGCUGGUCCGCUUCAUGCCUGCCCUCCAGCGCCAGCUAGUGGUCCUUAUGAAGACCAUGGACAACGUGGCCACCUUCUGCAUGUUACUGAUGCUUUUCAUCUUCAUCUUUAGUAUCCUGGGGAUGCAUCUCUUCGGCUGUAAGUUUGCUUCGGAGCGAGAUGGAGACACCCUGCCAGACAGGAAGAACUUUGACUCCUUGCUGUGGGCCAUCGUCACGGUUUUCCAGAUUCUGACUCAAGAAGACUGGAACAAGGUCCUCUACAAUGGCAUGGCGUCUACCUCUUCCUGGGCUGCUCUCUACUUCAUCGCUCUUAUGACGUUUGGGAAUUACGUUCUCUUUAAUCUAUUGGUGGCCAUCCUGGUGGAAGGUUUCCAGACUGAGGGAGAUGCUUCUAAGUCUGAUUCUGAGGGGGAUCUUUUCCCUCAUAGCCUGGAAGAAGAGGGUGGACUUAAGAAAAACUUGUCAAACCCAGCCUUGAUGGUACUGAGUGACCUCCCAGAGCUGAAGAAGAAUCUGACCCCGCCUCUGAUCAUCCACACAGCUGCCACCCCAAUGCCAAUGCCAAAAAGUGCCGUGUUCGGAGAUGCAGCUCGGGGCUAUGAAUCUCGCAGGGCCAGCAGUGUCUCCAUGGAUCCCAAUGCCUCUGAACUCAAAUCACCGUCCAGCAUACAGAGCUCCCCCCACAGCCCUUGGAGCGCAGCCAGCAGCUGGAAUAGUCGCCGGUCAAGCUGGAAUAGCCUGGGACGGGCUCCCAGCCUGAAACGCCGGAGCCAGAGUGGGGAGCGCAAGUCCCUCUUGUCUGGGAACGGGAAGGAGAGUUCGGAGGAAGGGGAAAGCUCAGACGAGGAAAGGUCCAGCCGGGCUGGGAGCGUUAAUGGCUCUUUACCUCACCGCAUGGCGUCGCUGGAAACUAAAGGCUCGUUCGAUCUCCAAGAUACCUUGCAGGUGCCUUCCCUGUACCGAACCAGCAGCAUGCACAGCAGCCGGACCGCUGCAUCAGAGCAUCAAGACUGCAAUGGGAAAACCUCCCCAGGAGUCUUGUUACAGCAGCUCCAGUUGGAUGACGAUGAUGGUGAUGAUGAAGGCAACCUGAGCAAAAGUGAGCGUAUGAAGGCUUGGAUAAGGGCACACCUACCUUCCUGGUGCAAAGAAAGGGAUUCCUGGUCUAUCUACAUCUUUGCUCCUCACUCUAAAUUCCGUCUGAUGUGCAAUAAAAUCAUCACUCACAAGAUGUUUGAUCACAUCGUCUUGGUUAUUAUUUUCCUGAACUGCAUUACCAUUGCCAUGGAACGGCCAAAAAUUGAGCCCCACAGUGCUGAACGAAUUUUCCUAACACUGUCCAACUACAUCUUCACAGUAAUCUUCCUGGCUGAGAUGACAGUUAAGGUGGUGGCGCUCGGCUUGUGCUUUGGGGAGAAGGCCUACCUGAAGAGCAGUUGGAAUGUGCUCGAUGGGGUGCUGGUUCUCAUCUCGGUCAUUGACAUCCUGGUUUCAAUGGUAUCGGACAGCGGCACUAAAAUUCUUGGAAUGCUGAGGGUCUUGAGGCUGCUGCGAACACUCAGGCCAUUAAGGGUCAUUAGUCGAGCGCAAGGACUGAAGCUGGUGGUGGAAACCCUGAUGUCAUCCCUGAAGCCUAUUGGGAACAUUGUGGUCAUCUGUUGCGCUUUCUUCAUCAUCUUUGGAAUCUUGGGAGUCCAGCUUUUCAAAGGGAAGUUUUUUGUCUGCCAAGGGGAGGAUACCAGAAACAUCACAAACAAAUCCGACUGUGCAGAAGCCAGCUACAAAUGGGUCCGGCACAAGUAUAAUUUUGAUAAUCUCGGCCAGGCCCUGAUGUCUCUGUUUGUUCUGGCCUCCAAAGAUGGGUGGGUGGACAUCAUGUAUGAUGGCCUCGAUGCUGUAGGAGUUGACCAGCAGCCAGUUAUGAACUAUAACCCUUGGAUGCUCCUCUACUUCAUCUCCUUCCUGCUGAUUGUGGCCUUCUUCGUCCUCAACAUGUUCGUGGGGGUCGUGGUGGAGAAUUUCCACAAGUGUCGGCAGCACCAGGAGGAGGAAGAAGCCAAGAGACGGGAGGAGAAGAGACUUCGCCGGCUGGAGAAAAAGAGAAGGAAUCUAAUGCUGGAUGAUGUAAUAAUGGAGAGCUCAGCCAGUGCAGUGCAAGAAGCACAGUGUAAACCCUACUAUUCCGAUUACUCUCGCUUCCGGCUCCUGAUCCACCAGAUGUGCACGAGCCAUUACCUGGAUUUGUUCAUCACUGGAGUGAUCGGCCUCAAUGUGAUCACCAUGGCUAUGGAGCACUACCAGCAGCCUAAGGUUCUUGAUGAGGCACUGAAGAUUUGCAAUUACAUCUUCACUGUCAUCUUUGUCUUGGAAUCUGUUUUCAAGCUGAUUGCCUUUGGGUUUCGCCGGUUCUUUCAAGACAGAUGGAACCAAUUAGACCUGGCAAUAGUGCUGCUGUCUAUCAUGGGUAUCACUUUGGAAGAGAUUGAGGUGAAUGCGUCGUUGCCCAUUAACCCCACCAUUAUCCGGAUAAUGAGGGUGCUCAGGAUUGCUCGAGUGUUAAAGUUACUGAAGAUGGCUGUAGGGAUGAGAGCCCUGCUGGACACUGUCAUGCAAGCACUGCCUCAGGUGGGGAAUCUCGGUCUUCUCUUCAUGUUGUUGUUUUUCAUAUUUGCAGCUCUUGGAGUGGAGCUAUUUGGCGACCUUGAAUGCGAUGACACUCACCACUGCGAGGGGCUAGGGCGGCACGCCACUUUUAGAAACUUUGGGAUGGCCUUUUUAACUCUCUUCCGGGUCUCAACAGGAGACAAUUGGAAUGGGAUCAUGAAGGACACGUUGCGUGACUGCGACCCGGAGUCCACCUGUUACAACACAGUCAUCUCGCCCAUGUACUUUGUCUCCUUUGUGUUGACGGCCCAGUUCGUCCUGGUGAACGUGGUGAUUGCAGUGCUCAUGAAGCACCUGGAAGAGAGCAACAAGGAAGCCAAAGAGGAAGCAGAGCUGGAAGCGGAGCUGGAGAUGGAAAUGAAAACUAUCACCCCAGGUCCAAUCCCAGCCUCGGACCUCUUUGCAUGGACAGGCGGUAAUGGUGGAGAAAGGCCUGAGAGCCCCAGAGGAUGUACCAAUCCCAUGCAAUUCAAGGUGGAUUCUCAGCUCUCGUUAUUUUAUCCUAUGACUGAUCAUCUCUCCAAAGAUGACACCCUGACACUGUCCCCUAGCAAGGACUUGCUGAGUGUAAGAAAGCCUUCCAUAGGUCGCACCCACUCUUUGCCAAAUGAUAGCUACAUGUUCCAGCCUCCGUACGCAGGCUCCUGUGCCAACUCCCAAGCCGAGAAGAACGCAUCUCAUCAGAAAUCACAGUCAGGUUCAACAGCCUCCGUGCAGUCGCAGCCUGCUGACACCAGUUCUCUCCUGCAAAUCCCAAAAGAUCAUUUUCACCACAUAAGACCUCAUGGCAAUUUGGACUGGGAAAGCAAAGCCAAGAUCCCCCCAACUGUGCAUUCUCCGUCUGCAGAAAGAUUACUUCGUAGGCAGGUGGCAAUAAGGAAUGACUCCUUGGACAUGUAUUGCUCUGAAAGCAAAGAGAAUUUGCAUGCUGAGGGGAAUGAACUCUCUGAUACAAGUGUGCCAGCUGGAUCCACAGAGGACCCAUCAGAAGCAAGUGAAUCGGCCUGCUGGGGCCGAUCAAGUGUUCGCACUCAGCAUUCCCGCAAUCGGUAUAAUAUAUCCAAGCACACACCAGCUUUGUGUGCAUGUACAGGCUCAUAUCAAGAGACACUUAGAGACUCGAUGGACCAAGAAGUAUCUGAAAUAAACAGCUCUUUGGAGCCUUUCACUUCAGGAACUUGUACAGCCUUGAGUGCCUGUUCAGUGGUUCCACCUCUAACUCCCAAGAGGAACAUAGGCAAUAGCAGCAAUGUUACUUUGAAGGACCUGAAGAAAUACUACAGUGUAGAUACCCAGGGUCUUCUCAGAAAACCAUCAUCUUGGUUAGAUGAUCAAAGGAGACAUUCAAUAGAAAUUUGUUCCAUGCAAAACAGCCCUCAGCACCAUUCCACAUCUAGCUCUUCUGGCUUCAUAAGUCAGGUCUUAAGUGAAAUGGAAGGCUUGCAAGGAGCCCGGCAGAAGAAAAAACUGAGCCCCCCGUGUAUAUCUAUAGAUCCACCAGAUGGACAAAGUUUGUUACCUAGAGGAUCUCGUGGUAUUUCACCUCCCAGUGCAGACAUUUGCUUGCGAAGGCGUGCGCCAUCUUGUGAUUCCAAGGACUCAAUGGAUAUAGGAGAUUCACUGCUUCCAGACAGUAUGUCAACAUCUCCUACCCCAAAGACAGACUUGUUGACACUUCCUAGUUUUUCCUUUGAUCAAGCAGAAAUGGACCCCUGAAUUAUAUUUCUGUUGGUGCCAAAUGUUUUCUUCCUUUCAUGUAAUAAAAAAAAUACAAAUUAAAAACAAACAAAAAAACCCUCUGUAUUUUCAAAUGGCACUGGGUAAAUAUUUCCAAAGAAAGUUGAAAGAACCAGCUGGUUAAAGAGUGGUUAACCUAUAUCACGCUUACUUAAGCAUAUGUUCUGCUUAGGUAAAAGCAAUACAUUGUGCAGAAUCUAUAUGUAUAUUAUAUUUUAUUAAAUUAAUUGACUCUAGUA